AUAACAAUGUAUAACGAAUAAAAUUGUAUAAAAAUGACCUGUAUUCUGUGUAAAUUUUAGAUGGGAAGAUCGAAAUUGAAGAAGAAGCUACAGCAAAAAAAACCGAUAGCAAAAGAAACCGAAGAGUCGACAAGUACGAAGGUGCCAAUAGAUAAUUUACCAGAAAAAUUUCUCUGGAUGCACGUGAAGAGCGGUACAAAAAUCAGAAACGUUCUUGCUUACGCGCUGAAGGAAUUUCCCAGUUGUAACAGCAUCGUCUGGACCGGAAUCGGACAUGGCAUUAUGAAAGUCAUUUCUUGCGCGGAAAUCUUCAAGAGGAAACACGAGGGCCUUCAUCAAGUGACAAAGCUGCGUUACGUCAGUUCAGAAAAAUCCAAGGAGGACACAGCUACCGAAACUCAUCGGAUACCUGAAAUUCAUAUUUUACUGACUAAGGAUAUUAAGGAUACAACUCAACUCGGAUAUCAAGCGCCUGGCGAUUGCGGGAAAUUCCUGAAGAAGGAAGAUGCAACGGGGUCAAAGACAAACAGUACAACAGAAAAGACUGAUAAUGUGCCUUGCAUCGACAAGCAAUCCUCGACAAUGGAAAAAAGUGGAAAAAGAAAAAAUAUAAACAAACUGAAGAAAAAGGCGGAACCACCUUUGAAGAAAAAUAAAGUAUCUUGAUUAGAGUAAUUAAAUUAAUAUAAUUAAAGUAUUUUUAACUUCGUUAUUCUAUAUUCUAGCUUCGAAUAUUUCUAUCAUUUGUUUAUGUUCUUUUUUUCUCCAAAAUCUGAGCAUGCUUCACUUUGUGAGUAUAGAAAAUGUGAUACAAGUGCAACUAAAAAGAACAGCCAAACUUACUUUUAGAUAUUGUUCCAUAAUAGUUGAAAUAGCACAAGUCUUGUAUAGAAAGUUUAUUUCUUUAUCAUUACACAGACAAUUUUCACGAGAACAGUCACACGUCAUAUAUAUAUGUAUUCCUGCUGCGUAAAGAAUCUCUCGUCACAGUAUUCAUCGCGAUAUUCAUUAAUACAUUAAACUCGAAUUUUUGUACUUACAAGUUUUAUAUACAGUGUUACAAUAUUCUUCCCAUCGCGUUGAAUACGAAAAGAAACAAUCUCGCAAUACGCGAUAUCCCAGUGUUGCUUGUCGCUCGAUAGAAUCUCGUUAUGAGAAACAUGUAGGGCA
Temnothorax curvispinosus is the source of this 1170-nucleotide messenger RNA. It is a transcript of the gene Rpp25, whose product is annotated as ribonuclease P protein subunit p25-like protein. The transcript has 4 exons. Gene Ontology annotation, cellular component: ribonuclease MRP complex. Lineage: Eukaryota; Metazoa; Arthropoda; Insecta; Hymenoptera; Formicidae. The record is from RefSeq and is a predicted model, not a curated record. Gene Ontology annotation, molecular function: RNA binding. Gene Ontology annotation, biological process: tRNA 5'-leader removal. The coding region runs from base 61 to 666 and encodes 201 amino acids.